AAUAACGCAGACUUACAAACAACAACGACCGCCGGCAAUGUGAGAGCGUACAACUUUCCACCGGAUGACUUCCAUCAACUAAUCGAUUUGCACGACUUCGCGUACCUUAUAAGUCAGGAUGGCUGUAGUAGGGAUAUACAAGGACUGAUACUGGUGCAUUCAGCGCCGGCGAAUGAGGAAAAGCGCCGCCUUAUACGUGACACCUGGGCCAAUAUGGAUUUACUUCCGCGCGUUAAUGGCGUUAUACCAUUGCGAAUUAUCUUUUUACUCGGCAUGGUCGAGACCGAGGCACAACAGUUGGAUAUUGAGCGGGAGAAUUUCGAAAAUGGUGAUUUAAUACAGGGCGCCUUUGUGGAUAGUUAUCGCAAUAUGACCUAUAAGCAUAUAAUGGCAUUCAAAUGGUUUCUGUAUAAUUGUGCGCAUGCGCAAAUAUUAAUUAAGGUCGAUGAUGAUGUCUAUGUGAAUACGCCACAAUUGCUCAUCUACCUAGAGCGUACACUACAGAGUGAUGCGUUGGAGAGUCGGGUAGGAAUGCUACCCACUGCUGCAGCAUCUAUGCAACAUACCGCCGAUACCGUUAGCAACGCUGUUGGAAAUACCAGCAUGGAAAGUAGUGGUAGUAGUAGUAGAAGUAGUACUAGUAGCAGUAAAAGUAGUAGUAGAGGUACUGUAAGAAAUGCCUCCGUCACGCUUCAUGUCAAUCCCCAGUUAUCGACUUUGCGCACUAAUGCCACCCAAUUUAAUGCCGCUCAAAUGUUAUUCCGUCAUCCGCAAGAUUUGCUUUUCUGCAAAACGACUAUUAAUGCUCAAGUCAAACGUAGCUAUCGCUCAAAAUGGCGUGUCAAUGUGCGGGAAUAUGCCGGUCGCUACUAUCCGCCAUACUGUCCAGGUUUUGCUAUAAUAUACUCGCCAGAUGUGGCAUUGGCUUUGUACAAUGCCGCGCAAGUAUCGACAUACUUUUGGAUAGAUGACGUCCAUAUAACGGGAAUUUUGGCGCAAAAUAUCAGUGCGCCCAUAACAAAUGCCUACGAAUAUAUACUCUAUGAAGAUGAUUGUGACAAUUUGCUCAAUGAUGUGACGACAAGUGAUAGUGUGGAAUUCAUCUAUGCUUGGCAUCUCAUCAAUCCUGAACAAAUGCAAAAGCUUUGGGAGCUGUAUUUGGCAAAGGCGAAGAGGCAUUUCUCAUCUUUUGCACAUCAACAAUAUACUCGUACAUCAACAUUGUCACAGUUGCAUAAAGCCGCCGCCGCCGCCAAAAACACACCAAACAAUCCGACUGAAUUCAAUAGAUUUAAGAGCUACAGAUAGUAACUUAGUAAGUCUUAGUGAGAUUGGUGGAGUUCCAGAUGUUCAUGACACAACACAGUAUCAUAGGAAAUACAUAUUUUAGCGCACAUACAUACAUACACCUAAGCAAAAAUGCAUACAAAUGUACAUACACAUAAACACAAAAUAGUAACAGGGAUGGAAAUCACGCCGAAAAACAGUUCUGGAACCUUCCAUAAAUCGCAUCAUAAAGGAUUCGAACGUAAAAAAAAUCUCAAAAAUUUAAAUAAAUAUUAAAUUUAUGUACAUACAUAUAUGCAGUUGAAAAGGACACUGAACGCCUUAAAAACUUGGAGUGGAGUUUUACUUUUAGUGAACUACAAAAUGUUUAUUGUGAUGCAAACAUUUUCGUCCACGGUUACGCAACGGUGGUAGCGGAGUAGCAGCUCUUAGCAGAAUUUAUGCUUUAAUGAUGAAACUCGCAUUUUUCCAUUUACGUAAAAAUUUAAGGGGUUGUCUGUUUUCAAUGGCUAUCAAACAAAACAUCAAAAAGCCACAGACUUACGAAACUUCCUUUGCAUAUACUAUUUUAAAUAAUGACAGAUCUUCAGCAAGAAAAUUAAAAUUAAAAAAUUCUCAGCAAAAAUAAAAUAACAAU
Messenger RNA from Rhagoletis zephyria (snowberry fruit fly), 1924 nucleotides. RefSeq lists its product as uncharacterized. Gene Ontology annotation, molecular function: hexosyltransferase activity. Lineage: Eukaryota; Metazoa; Arthropoda; Insecta; Diptera; Tephritidae. The record is from RefSeq and is a predicted model, not a curated record. Gene Ontology annotation, biological process: protein O-linked glycosylation. Gene Ontology annotation, cellular component: Golgi membrane.